This is a messenger RNA of Lotus japonicus, 2015 nucleotides long. RefSeq lists its product as uncharacterized. Bases 276 to 1616 code for a protein of 446 amino acids. NCBI's taxonomy places the organism in Eukaryota, Viridiplantae, Streptophyta, Magnoliopsida, Fabales, Fabaceae. The record is from RefSeq and is a predicted model, not a curated record. The transcript is spliced from 3 exons.
UUUCCCAUCAUUACCGUAAGCUCCUCUCACACUCCGAUUCUCAAGCACAAGACAACAUCCAUUGAGAUAAGCCGAGUGAGAGAGAGAAACGCUAAACCCAACUUUCUCCCGAUUGGUCACAAAAUAGAAAACAAAAUUCUCAAACCCAAACCAAACAGGGAUAAUUGACAUUCAAUUCACAAAUUCUGAAAUUCAAGACAACAAAUCACAAGAGAGAGAAAGAAAAUAGAGAGAAAAAGAAGAGAGAAAACGGAGAGAAAUUCCCAUAAUAUGUAAUGCAUCAGAAGAAAUCAGAGGUCCAAAUCGGAAAAGAAAGCGUCGGCGUCUCUUCCGAUUUCAACCCAACACCGCCACUUCAACAUCCACCUUCUAAAAUCCACCACCACCGCCACCACCACCACCACCACCGCGUCGUCUCGCACCACCAAAUCGACAUUUCCGACGAUUCCCAACAACCACCUCCGCCGCGUUUCAAGCCACGAAACGCGGCCUUCUUUUCCAUCACCUUAGCCGCCCGCAGCGCCGCCUUCCGCAUCCUCCGCCGCCUCAAGCGACGCCGUUCCGUCCUCCUCCUCUCCCUCCCGUUUCUCUACCUCUACUUCCUCGUCUCGCGCUCCUUCCUCCUUGACCUCCUCUCCGCCGUCGCGUUCUCCGCGGCGCUUCUCUUCUCCCUCAACGUCGCCUUCCCGCUUCACUUCCCUUCGUUCCCUGUCAGCCUUAAAUCCUCCUCCGUCCCCCGCCCCGCGCCGCCGCUCCCCGUGUUCUGGACCAUCGGGUCGCGGCCGAAAUCGGAGAAGAGGGUCGGGUCCGGGUGCUGGGUGCAGGUGUUCGGAAACGGCGACGUUUACGAGGGGGAGUUUCACCGGGGGAAGUGCUCCGGUAGCGGCGUGUAUUACUACAGCAUGAGCGGGAGGUACGAGGGGGAUUGGGUUGAUGGGAGAUACGAUGGGUGUGGGGUGGAGACCUGGGCUCGUGGGAGCCGCUACCGUGGGCAGUACAGGCAGGGACUGAGGCAUGGAUUUGGGGUGUACAGGUUUUACACCGGCGAUGUGUAUGCUGGGGAAUGGUCUAAUGGGCAGAGUCAUGGUUGUGGUGUUCACACCUGUGAAGAUGGAAGCAGGUACGUUGGGGAGUUCAAGUGGGGAGUUAAGCAUGGCCUUGGACACUACCAUUUCAGGAAUGGAGACACAUAUGCGGGGGAAUACUUUGCGGACAAGAUGCAUGGGUUUGGGGUAUAUCGUUUUGCAAAUGGUCAUCGAUAUGAAGGAGCCUGGCAUGAGGGCAGAAGGCAAGGACUUGGAAUGUAUACAUUUAGAAAUGGUGAAACCCAAUCUGGUCACUGGCAAAGUGGAGUCCUUGACAUUCCAAGCACCCAGAACACGACCUAUCCAGUUUCUCCUGUCGGUGUCAAUCAUUCUAAAGUACUCAAUGCGGUGCAGGAAGCAAGACGAGCAGCAGAGAAAGCCUAUGAUGUGGCCAAGGUAGAUGAAAGGGUAAACAAGGCAGUAGCAGCUGCUAAUAGAGCAGCCAAUGCAGCUAGAGUAGCUGCUGUCAAGGCUGUGCAAAAACAAAUGCAUCAUGUCAACAAUGAAAGCUUCCCAAUUCCUGUUAUGUAAGACUAUCAAGUGCUGCCUUUAUAUUAGUAGAGAAGCUGGAGAUUUUAGAAGAGGAUGGUGGCUAGCGGCAACACUAGUUUAAACAGCUUCACGUCCAUUGCAAUUUUCUCUGCGGCCUUAUGCUUUUAUUGAUUUAAUCUUUGAUUAGUCACUCCUAGAACCUCACCACCAGGUGAGUGGCUGAAAGAAAGCAGAUCUGUUAUCUAUCUGCUGCGGUCAUUGUAUAGAGGGAGGAAAGGUGAUAGCAUUAAUGUGCUAAAACUAUUUCAUAGAUAAGUUUUUGCUCCCAUUCACUACAUUUUUGUAAAUUCAUAUAGAUAAGAAUGCUGGUUUGCAGGUGAAACCUACCAGCUACUGUUGUAUUAUGGCUUGGUAAAAUAAAGAGAGAAGAAACAUAUA